This is a messenger RNA of Brassica oleracea var. oleracea, 1938 nucleotides long. Its product is annotated as FGGY carbohydrate kinase domain-containing protein. Gene Ontology annotation, biological process: carbohydrate metabolic process. Lineage: Eukaryota; Viridiplantae; Streptophyta; Magnoliopsida; Brassicales; Brassicaceae. The record is from RefSeq and is a predicted model, not a curated record. The transcript has 15 exons. Gene Ontology annotation, molecular function: kinase activity; phosphotransferase activity, alcohol group as acceptor. Bases 87 to 1832 code for a protein of 581 amino acids.
AACAAAUUAAGAGUGGAACGAGUAAUGUUAUCAGAUCAGAUAAAGUAAGUCACAACCGUCCUCCGUGGCUCGCCGUCGCCGUUGAGAUGACCACCGUUGAGUUAAAUCCAUUCCCAUCUCGCUCCGUCUUCCUCGGUGUAGACGUCGGAACCGGAAGCGCCCGAGCCGGUUUGUUUGAUGAAAGUGGAAAGCUUCUAGGCUCUUCUAGUAGUCCUAUACAGAUUUGGAAAGACGGAGACUGUGUUGAGCAAUCUUCAACGGAUAUAUGGCACGCGGUUUGUGCAGCUGUGAAGUCUGCUUGCUCUCUUACUAAUGUUUCUGAUGUUGAAGUCAAAGGAAUAGGCUUUGCUGCCACCUGCUCUCUCGUGGCGGUUGAUGCUGAGGGGUCUCCUGUUACUGUCUCUUGGAGUGGUGAUUCGAGAAGGAACAUUAUUGUUUGGAUGGACCAUAGAGCUGUGAAGCAGGCGGAGAGAAUCAACUCGUUUAAUUCUCCAGUGUUGCAGUACUGUGGCGGAGGUGUUUCUCCAGAAAUGGAGCCACCAAAAUUGCUAUGGGUGAAAGAGAAUCUCCAGGAGUCUUGGUCAAUGGUGUAUAAGUGGAUGGACUUGAGUGAUUGGCUCUCCUACAGAGCUACUGGAGAUGAUACACGUAGCUUGUGCACCACGGUAUGUAAAUGGACGUAUCUUGGUCAUGCACAUAUGCAGCAGCAGAUGACUGAGAAGGCUUCUCGUGAUAUGGAAGCGUGUGGGUGGGAUGAUGAGUUCUGGGAAGAGAUUGGCUUAGGCGAUCUUGUAGAUGGGCACCAUGCUAAGAUCGGGAGAAGUGUGGCUUUUCCGGGGCAUCCACUUGGUAACGGUCUAACUGCAACAGCUGCUAAGGAACUGGGUCUAUUGGCUGGAACACCUGUGGGGACAUCACUCAUUGAUGCUCAUGCAGGUGGUGUUGGUGUCAUGGAAAGUAAAUCAGAUUCAGACUCCUUGAAGAAAGAUUCGGAUGUGGAUACCUUAUGCACUCGAAUGGUUUUAGUAUGUGGCACAUCAACGUGCCAUAUGGCUGUUUCACGUGAAAAGCUGUUUAUUCCCGGCGUGUGGGGGCCUUUCUGGUCAGCUAUGGUUCCGGAGUAUUGGCUUACGGAAGGAGGACAGAGUGCCACUGGGGCUUUACUUGAUCACAUAAUCGAAAACCAUGUUGCUUCUCCCCGUCUUGCAAAUCAAGCUGCUUCCCAGAAAGUUUCUGUGUUUGAACUUCUGAACAACAUCUUAAAGUCGAUGGCGCAAGAAGAUACAAGUUCUCCAUUUGUAGCUGCACUUACCUCAGAGAUGCAUAUCCUUCCAGACUUUCAUGGAAACAGGUCUCCCGUUGCAGACCCAAAUUCAAAAGGAGUGGUAUUUGGAAUGACUCUUGACACAUCAGAAAAGCAGCUAGCUCUUCUAUACUUAGCCACAGUACAGGGGAUUGCUUACGGCACACGUCACAUUGUAGAGCAUUGCAAUGCUCAUGGUCACAAAAUUGACACACUGCUUGCUUGUGGAGGCCUUUCAAAGAACCCACUGUUCAUCCAAGAACAUGCUGAUAUCGUUGGUUGUCCGAUUAUUCUACCACGAGAAAGCGAGUCUGUUCUUCUAGGAGCAGCCAUUCUUGGAGCUGUUGCUGCCAAGAGGUAUCCUAGUCUCCAUGAUGCUAUGAAAGCUUUGAACGCAGCUGGACAAGUGGUUCAUUCAUCAUCAGACCCUAAGGUUAAGAAGUAUCACGAUGCAAAAUACCGCAUCUUCCGUGACCUCUAUGAACAGCAAUUGUCUCACCGUUCCAUCAUCACACAAGCUCUUUCCUAGUGUCCUGUCCUAAUCAAACAUAGUCUGUAUACAUUUCAUCUUUCUUUGCUAUUUUAUACAAUUUAUAAAAUUUGGUAUUUCUACAAUUCAUCUACUCUUUUCUCUA